GGCGCCGUGAUCCCUGGCUGCGCGCGGGGCAUGCGGCCGCCGCCCCCCGUCCUCGGCCCCCGCGGAGUGCAGCGCCCGCGCCGCCGCUGAGCCGGCGCCCACCAUGCUUCGGGCCCCGGCGCCCCUGUACGCCUGCCUCCUCGGGCUCUGCGCGCUCGUGCCCCGGCUCCCAGGUCUCAACAUAUGCAGUAGUGGAAGUGCCACCUCCUGUGAGGAAUGUCUGCUAAUCCACCCAAAAUGUGCCUGGUGCUCCAAAGAGGACUUCGGCAGCCCCCGCUCUGUCACCUCUCGCUGUGACUUGAGGGCAAACCUGGUCAGAAAUGGCUGUGGAGGCGAGAUCGAGAGCCCGGCCAGCAGCACGCGCGUCCUGCGCAGCCUGCCUCUCAGCAGCAAGGGCUCCAGCUCCGCGGGCGCGGACGUCAUUCAGAUGACGCCGCAGGACAUCGCCGUGAACCUGCGGCCCGGUGACAAGACAGCGUUCCAGCUGCAGGUUCGCCAGGUGGAGGAUUACCCUGUGGACUUGUACUAUCUGAUGGACCUCUCCCUGUCCAUGAAGGAUGACCUGGACAACAUCCGGAACCUGGGCACCAAGCUUGCUGAGGAGAUGCGGAAGCUCACCAGCAACUUUCGGUUGGGGUUUGGGUCUUUUGUGGACAAGGACAUUUCUCCUUUCUCCUACACGGCACCGAGAUACCAGACCAAUCCAUGCAUUGGUUACAAGUUAUUUCCAAACUGCGUCCCGUCCUUUGGGUUCCGCCAUCUGCUGCCUCUCACGGACAGAGUCGACAGCUUCAACGAGGAAGUUCGGAAACAGAGGGUGUCCCGGAACCGCGACGCCCCCGAGGGGGGCUUUGAUGCAGUACUCCAGGCGGCUGUCUGCAAGGAGAAGAUCGGCUGGCGAAAGGAUGCAUUGCAUCUGCUGGUGUUCACAACGGACGACGUGCCCCACAUCGCGCUGGAUGGGAAACUGGGGGGCCUGGUGCAGCCACACGAUGGCCAGUGCCACCUGAACGAGGCCAACGAGUACACCGCGUCCAACCAGAUGGACUAUCCAUCCCUUGCCUUGCUUGGAGAGAAAUUGGCAGAGAACAACAUCAACCUCAUCUUUGCAGUGACAAAAAACCAUUAUAUGCUCUACAAGAAUUUUACAGCCCUGAUACCUGGAACGACAGUGGAGAUUUUACACGGAGACUCCAAAAAUGUUAUUCAGCUGAUCGUCAAUGCGUACAAUAGCAUCCGGUCCAAAGUGGAGCUGUCGGUCUGGGAUCAGCCCGAAGAUCUUAAUCUCUUCUUCACUGCCACCUGUCAGGAUGGUGUCUCCUACCCUGGUCAGAGGAAGUGUGAGGGCCUGAAGAUUGGGGACACGGCGUCCUUUGAGGUGUCGGUGGAGGCCCGGAGCUGCCCCGGCAGACACGUGGAGUACACGUUCGCCCUGCGGCCCGUGGGAUUCCGGGACAGCCUGGAGGUGGGGGUCACCUACAACUGCACGUGCGGCUGCAGUGCAGGGCUGGAGCCCAACAGCACCAGAUGCAGUGGGAACGGAACUUACGUCUGCGGCCUGUGCGAGUGCAACCCUGGCCACCUGGGCACCAGGUGCGAGUGCCAGGAGGGAGAGAACCAGAGCGUGUACCAGAACCUGUGCCGGGAGGCGGAGGGCAAGCCGCUGUGCAGCGGGCGCGGGGAGUGCAGCUGCAACCAGUGUUCCUGCUUCGAGAGCGAGUUCGGGAAGAUCUACGGGCCUUUCUGCGAGUGUGACAACUUCUCCUGUGCCAGGAACAAGGGAGUCCUCUGCUCAGGCCAUGGUGAGUGUCACUGCGGGGAAUGCAAGUGCCACGCAGGUUACAUCGGGGACAACUGUAACUGCUCAACAGACAUCAGCACGUGCCGAGCCAAGGAUGGCCAGAUCUGCAGCGACCGCGGGCACUGCGUCUGUGGGCAGUGCCAGUGCACGGAGCCAGGGGCCUUCGGGGAGGUGUGUGAGAAGUGCCCCACCUGCCCCGACGCCUGCAGCACCAAGAGAGAUUGUGUCGAGUGCUUGCUGCUUCACUCCGGGAAGGCUGACAACCAGACCUGCCAAAACCUGUGCAAGGACGAGGUGAUCACCCGGGUGGACACCAUCGUGAAAGAUGACCAGGAGGCCGUGCUUUGUUUCUACAAGACUGCCAAGGACUGCGUCAUGAUGUUCACCUACACGGAGCUCCCCAGCGGGAAGUCCAACCUGACGGUCCUCAGGGAGCCAGAGUGUGGAACCGCCCCCAAUGCCAUGACCAUCCUCCUGGCUGUGGUUGGCAGCAUCGUCCUCAUUGGGAUUGCGCUCCUGGCCAUCUGGAAGCUGCUUGUCACCAUCCACGACCGGAGAGAGUUUGCAAAGUUCCAGAGUGAGCGAUCCAGGGCCCGCUACGAAAUGGCUUCAAACCCUCUGUACAGAAAACCCAUCUCCACGCACACUGUGGAUUUCACCUUCAACAAGUUCAACAAAUCCUACAAUGGCACGGUGGACUGAUGUCGCCUUCUCCUGGGGGUAGGAGGAGCUGAUGAAAAAGCCAGACUGAAAUGCCUUGAACAGCUGCUGGCGUGUCGCAGCUCCCUGGAUAGGCAAGCGCAGAGAGGACUCCGUGAGCUGGGCGGGGAGCCCGUUGCCUGCACGGCAAGGUACGGCCACACCACCCGGCUGCUGGGCUGGAGCCACGCUAGGCUGUGUCCCCUCCGAGCCCAGGAAAGGCACGGGGACGUUGGCGCUUUCCCCACCACACACAUCCCGCUCGUUGUGUCAGCGAACUGCUGAGAUGCUGGGCUGCCUCUCCCUCCUGGAAGGGCUGGCCUCCAGCCUGGCCAGACAAGAAGGCCACUGGGGAGGGGACAAGUGUGUAAAACCAACAUGCAGUCUGGCUUUUUUCACGUUGAUCAUUUUUAUAUGAAAUAAAAAGAUCAUGCAUUUAUGGCGUAGUUCUGAUUACUGAGACUUUUCUGCCUGGCGUCUGUGCCUUGCACACGGGUGUUGGUGAUGGGACUGUCGAGAUGCCUAUUCAAGGUGUGUAGUUUGCAUAUGUCAGUUUUCCUCUCCUGUGCAUGUUUGUUUAGUAAUUUUGUAAUGAAAAGGAAAGAGAUUGGGGUUGAAAGUAAAGAUUAAAACCGAAAGAGUUUGUGUUUGCCCGA
Microcebus murinus (gray mouse lemur) is the source of this 3156-nucleotide messenger RNA. It is a transcript of the gene ITGB5, whose product is annotated as integrin subunit beta 5. Gene Ontology annotation, cellular component: focal adhesion; cell surface; integrin complex. Gene Ontology annotation, biological process: stress fiber assembly; cell-cell adhesion; integrin-mediated signaling pathway. Gene Ontology annotation, molecular function: integrin binding. NCBI's taxonomy places the organism in Eukaryota, Metazoa, Chordata, Mammalia, Primates, Cheirogaleidae. The record is from RefSeq and is a predicted model, not a curated record.